Molecule: messenger RNA, 2183 nt
Organism: Trifolium pratense (red clover)
Lineage: Eukaryota; Viridiplantae; Streptophyta; Magnoliopsida; Fabales; Fabaceae
Product: UDP-glycosyltransferase 73C11-like
Exons: 1
Coding region: 362-1894 (510 amino acids)
Molecular function (GO): UDP-glycosyltransferase activity
Source: RefSeq, a predicted model, not a curated record
CAUUAAUUCCACAAUCAAUCCCAUAAAAAAAAUAAUACAAACUAGACUUUGACAUUUGGACUCUUCUGCCAAACAUUAUAGUUGGCGUCAUGGUGUGCUAUCAUAAAUAUCUUGCUUAGUUAGCCUCUUACAUCAUAUACAUUUUUGUAAGAUUUUAAUAGAGAUCUACGGACAGUAUAAAAUAAUUUUACACGAUCAUCCAAUAAAAAACUAUCAAUUUAUUAUUAUUUAUAUUAAAAAAGUGGGAUGAAGCAGGAGAUGUGGCAAAAAAAACAUUGUUUUUAUUGGCUGACGGUGAAAAAUUAUUUUACACCGUCAUAUCCAUAUUAUUUUUUCUCUUAUUAUAAAGAAAUAAAACAAGAUGGUUCUUUUAAUAGUAGAUAAGUGCAUAGUACUAGAAACCUUCAUUCAUUCCCUAAAAAUGGAGUCUCAAGCACCUCAACUACACUUUGUGUUAUUUCCACUUAUGUCCCCAGGCCACAUGCUUCCUAUGAUAGAUCUUGCAAAAACAUUAACACAACAUAACAUCUUAGUUACAAUUGUCACAACUCCACACAACGCUUCACGUUUCUCACAAACAUUUUCUGAAACACAUUCUGGUCACAAAAUUCAUUUACUUGAACUUCAAUUCCCAUCUCAAGAUGCAGGAUUUCCAGAAGGGUGUGAAAAUUUUGACAUGCUUCCAUCUAUGUCCAUGGCUUUCACUUUCUUUUAUGUAGCAAAUACUCUUCUGCAAGAACAAGCAGAAAAAGCUUUUGAAAAAUUAACACCAAAACCAAAUUGCAUAAUCUCUGAUGUUGGUUUUCCUUACACUUCUCAAAUUGCUACUAAAUACAAAAUUCCCAGAAUUUCAUUUUAUGGGGUUAGUUGUUUUUGUCUUGUUUGGCAACAAAAAUUGAUACUUUCUAAUGUUAUGGAGAAAAUAGCAACAGAUUCUGAGUAUUUUCUCAUACCUGAAAUUUCUCACAAAAUUAAGAUCACAAAAGCACAAACCCCAUCUUCAAAUGAUGGAAAUUGGAAAGAAUUUGUUGAUAAAAUGACUGCAGCUGAAAUGGUUUCUUAUGGUGUUGUUGUGAAUUCUUUUGAAGAAUUGGAACAAGAAUAUGCAAGUGAUUUGAAGAAAACUAGGAAUGGUAAAGUUUGGUGUGUUGGUCCUGUUUCACUAAGAAACAAGAAUCACUUAGAUAUGGCUCAAAGAGGGAACACUAAGGUUGCUACUUCAAUUGUUGUUGAAAAUUGCUUAAAGUGGCUUGAUUUGCAAAAUCCGAAUUCGGUUAUCUAUGUAUGUUUAGGAAGUAUGUGUAAUUUAACUUCUUUGCAAUUCAUAGAGCUUGGUAUGGCGUUAGAAGCGUGCGAUAGACCGUUCAUUUGGGUUAUUAGGGAAAGAAAUCAAACAGAAGAAUUGAAUAAUUGGAUCAAGGAAUCGGGUUUUGAGGAAAGGACUAAGGAGAAAGGAUUUUUGAUAAAGGGUUGGGCUCCUCAAGUAUUGAUACUAUCACAUUAUUCGAUUGGAGGAUUCUUAACACACUGUGGUUGGAACUCGAUGUUAGAAGCAAUAUGUGCUGGUGUGCCAGUCAUUACGUGGCCGUUGUUCGGUGAUCAGUUUUUCAAUGAGAGGUUUGUUGUGGAAAUAUUAAAGGUUGGUGUGAUGGUUGGAGUGGAGAGUCCUUCAAAUUGGGGAGAGGAAGAGAAGUUUGGCGUGUUGGUGAAGAAAGAAGAUGUUGAGAGGGCUAUAGAGAAGUUAAUGGAUGACAAGAAUUAUGAAAGUGAAGAGAGAAGAAAAAGGGCUAAAGAGCUUGCAGAGAUGGCUAAGAGAGGUGUUGAAGAAGGAGGAUCUUCUCACUUCAAUGUCACUCAAUUGAUCCAAGAUAUCCUCCAACAUUCAACCAAGUAGAUUGAUGUUGUUUGCAACAUUUUUCUUGUUGAAAAUGACAUCAUGGUGUUCAAUGAAACUUGUAGGUAAGUUCCACUCUAAGUGAUUCUUGUUUCUUAGUGAAACAGGACCAACACACCAAACUUUAUUGUUCCUAGUUUUCAUGUAAUCCUUUACAUUUUCUGGUUCCAAUUCCUUAAAAGAAUUCACAACAACACAAUAAGACCAUUUCAAGAUUAUGAUAACUUACCAACUUGUUAUUGUUUGUGGAAGAGUUGAAAUGGCAAAGUCAAACUUGAACACUUCUUUA